Molecule: messenger RNA, 1557 nt
Organism: Penicillium atrosanguineum
Lineage: Eukaryota; Fungi; Ascomycota; Eurotiomycetes; Eurotiales; Aspergillaceae
Product: gluconeogenesis factor YvcK family protein
Exons: 2
Coding region: 1-1557 (518 amino acids)
Molecular function (GO): LPPG:FO 2-phospho-L-lactate transferase activity
Source: RefSeq, a predicted model, not a curated record
AUGGAGAACACAACUAACAGGGGAAUUGUGGUCCUCUCCGGUGGAAGCGCCGCCAACAACCUCGUCGAUGUUUUUGACGCCCUGCGAGAAAGCAAGGAUUGCUUGCUCAGCUAUAUCAUCCCCAUUAGCGACAACGGAGGCUCUUCAUCAGAACUGAUAAGAAUCUUCGGGGGCCCUGGAAUCGGUGAUGUUCGAAGUCGACUGGUCCGGUUGAUUCCUGACUCGCCCGUCAACUCGGAGCGCACGGCGAUUAAGACUCUAUUCAACCAUCGCUUGCCUGCUGAGGCAGUAGCCGCUUCGAAUGAAUGGCAGUCUAUCGUGGACGGCACUUCUGGCCUUUGGAAGUCCAUUGCCCCGGCUAAAAAAGAGUUAAUCCGCUCAUUCUUCAACAUGCUCAAUUUAGAGAUCUUGAAACGUGCCCGGCCACCAUCGUCAACAUUUGACUUCACUUCUGCCAGCGUGGGAAACCUGUUUUUGACAGGAGCGCGACUCUUCAGCGGGUCCUUCGAAAGCGCUAUUUAUCUACUAGGCAGCAUUUGUGGCGUACAAUCCGAUGCUGUGCGCGUUAUCCCAGCAAUCAACUCUAAUUUCUCCCACCAUAUCUCCGCAACUCUUGCCGACGGAACCGUUAUUGUCGGACAGAACAGCAUUUCUCAUCCUAGCGAAGUCACAGCGCUGCAGCCGGACCGCGGCUCGCGGCCCAGACGUCCUAGCUUACUGCUUGCCGACGGCGAUGAUUUGGACGAUACAGAGCCAUCUGAUAUGUCGGAUGCCGUCUCAUACGAGGAAGAUCAUCUCCCUGGUUCUCUUGCCACACUCCGAAACAAGAACAUAUCCUUUAGCAAAACCGAGAACGAAGAUCUGCCUAGCCGAAUCGAUCGCAUCUGGUACAUCAAUCCUUACGGCCAAGAAAUCAGGCCAGCCGCCAACCCACGCGUACUUGAAGCGCUAAACGACGCCCAGGCCAUUAUCUACAGCAUUGGCUCUCUUUACACCUCCAUCAUCCCCGGAAUUAUUCUCCGGGGUGUUGGCAAAAGCAUUAUGAAAAGUCCAGCACGCCACAAGAUUCUUAUUCUUAAUGGGUCGUUGGAUCGCGAGACCGGGCCUCCAUCCGAGCCAUUUUCUGCAUCUGACUUUGUCGAGGCGAUCGCGCGCGCUGGAGAGGAGAGCCGUGGACGGCGUCAUCAUAGAACUACCCACCACGGAUCAACUACUACGCCAUCUUCACCAGAGACAAUCAAACCACAUACGCCUCUUCCAUAUACUGCAUAUGUGACUCAAAUUUUGCAUCUAGAUGGACCCGGCACACCUCAUGUAGACCGGGAACGUUUGGCAGAGAUGGGUAUUGAGACCCUUCGGUUGUAUGGUCGGACGAUUACAGCCAUGGAUGGUGACAAGGAAGUCGUCCUUGGCAUGAGAUACGAUUCCAAUGCUCUGACCCAAGCCCUCGAGGUCGUUUUAGGAAAAAAAGGGGAUGCCAUGGUCCGAGGAGGUGUUGGCAGUGGUCUUGGUCGGAGAAAUACACUUGAUCCUCGGCGGGAGAAGAGACACGGAUAA